GAAAAAAAAAGAAAAAAAGUUGAGAUUACUCUUUUCUUCUUGUUGAUUUUUCUCUCUGUUUCCAUGCUUCCAUUCACCAAUUUCUUUGCAGCAUCGUCCUGUUUCCUGGAAGUGAUUCCACCGGAGAUGAUCGUUACGGUUGAAUCGAAGAAUUUGACGGAGGAGGAGUUUGUUUACUUGUGACAUUGAUUUGAUUUUUACGAGAUCGUUUUUGUAAAUUUUGCUGUGGUUUUUGCUGAAUUGAUUUUGUUUCUUUCUGGAAAUGGAAUCUGUCAAUUUCUACGAUGUAAGAGCAGCGAAGAUGAACGCGAUUCUCAAGUAUCGACAGUUCUCUGCUAAGGAUCCGAGCAAGAAGAAUUCGGUUGCCGAUCUUUACGAGGAGUUCGUUCAAAACAGUGAGAAGAAUCAGAAAACUCGCCGCGCCGAAAUCGAGUAUCGCGUCAAACAGAUCGAUGACAGCCGCGGCAACGGCAACAGCGAUACCUCAAUCGCAAUAAAAAAAAUCGGCGAAAUCAAACAUUAUCAGAGGAGUGAAUCGGAGAAAAUAGGCGUCGUACAGCGAGAAAAUCCGCAUCGUGAACUUCGCCGAUCGGAGACGGAAAAGUGUAAGAAAAUCGUCCGAUUGAGUGAAGAAACAAGAAAUAGGCCGAGUCCGGAAGAUCGGAUGAGCAACGAAGAGUUUCGACAGACGGUGGAGGCGUUCAUAGCGCGGCAGCAGAGGUUGAGAAGGGAGGAAGAAUUCUGUGUAUUUUAGGUAUUAGCCAUAAGUAAAUCAAAUCUUCCGCAUCUCGUAAAUCCUGCAAGUGAUUACCGCUACGAGUUGAAUCUUACUUCUAAAGAGAGAAGAAGAAGAAACUGAGAACUUCUCCAUUUUAAUUUUAAUUUUACAUAUUUGAAUGAAAUCUACCACUCAUCAUCCAAAGUGUUCUUGUUGUUUAUAUAAAGCCCUAAAUCAUAUA
Molecule: messenger RNA, 959 nt
Organism: Cucurbita pepo subsp. pepo (vegetable marrow)
Lineage: Eukaryota; Viridiplantae; Streptophyta; Magnoliopsida; Cucurbitales; Cucurbitaceae
Source: RefSeq, a predicted model, not a curated record